Triticum turgidum subsp. durum (durum wheat) is the source of this 831-nucleotide messenger RNA. The record is from the annotation of a GenBank genome assembly. NCBI's taxonomy places the organism in Eukaryota, Viridiplantae, Streptophyta, Magnoliopsida, Poales, Poaceae.
AUGGCGGACGCCCUGGACAUGUCCCUCGACGACCUCAUCUCCAAGAACAAGUCCUCCUCCCAGCGCGGCCGUGGCCGCCGCAACCCGGCCUCGGGCUCGGGCUCGGGCUCGGCGUCGGGAGGACCCGCACCCGCCGGUCGCCGCUUCCAGGCUCGCGCCGCCACCCGCGCUGCCGCCGCGCCCUACCACCAAUUCAACUUCCCGCCCCCGGCGCCGGCGGCUUUUGCAUAUGCUGCCCAGCAGGCCCAUGCCCAUGCCCACGCCCAGGUGAUGGCCAUGGUGGCGCCGCCGACCGGGGUCGAAACGGGCACCAAGCUGUACAUCUCCAACCUCGACUACAACGUCUCCAACGAGGACAUCAAGGAACUCUUUGCUGAGGUGGGCGAUCUCAAGAGGUACUCCAUUAACUACGACAAGAGUGGAAGAUCAAAGGGAACUGCAGAGGUUAUAUUUUCAAGGAAAUCAGAUGCUCUAGCUGCUCUAAAGAGGUACAACAAUGUGCAGCUUGACGGCAAACCUAUGAAAAUUGAGGUCAUUGGAACAAAUAUUGAGGCACCACCACCACCUGCUAUUUUUACUUUGAAUACCCCGACGAUAGGAAACUUCAUUCCUUCCUACAGUGGCGGACGUGGAAGGGGCGGUGAUGGUGGUCGGGGAUGGCCUCGGGGCAGAGGUGGAUUCGGCGGGCGUAGUGCUGCUGGGCGUGGUCGAGGGCGCGGUGAUGUUGGGCGUGGGCGAGGGAGGGGAGGGCGUGGCAGUCAGCCAGUUUCUGCCAAUGAUCUAGACGCAGACUUGGACAAGUACCACUCGGAAGCGAUGCAGACCAGCUAA